UGAAUUGAUAAGGAAUGCUACGCUUUGAAUGUAAACGGAGCAAAAUUGAAUUUAUUUUAUUAUUUGUUGUGAUUCACGUUGAAUAGCUUCCAUACUCUUCAACGCUUCGAUACAAGACAAGUAUUUGUGUUUUACGCGAAUAGUUUAAAUUUUCAGUUUAAAUGUUCAAAUAAAUAGAGAGUUGAACGCAAAGACUCUUGGCUAAACGAAAUUGGAAUUUAUGUGAAAUUUAAAUAAACAAAUAAGAAAAGAACAUCGCUUGGACAUUGGUUCGGUUACAGACAGACAUUCGAAUUAAAAUUAAAUGUACUGAUGUGUGUACAGUACUCUGAAGUGGAAUAACAUUUACAAUAAAAAUAAUUUAUCGAAAAUGGUUCAUUAAAUAUUUUGAUUCAAUUUGAAUUAAAUAAAAAUAAAAAAAAACGGAUGAUGCCGUUCAUCAGUGUGCCAACAACUAAAUAAAUAUCAUCGCCACGCAAAGGCCGACCUAAAACUAGAUCGAAAAGUUUGGAUUAUAGCAGAAGAAAAAAGUUUUCGUUCGGUUUCGUAAGGCACAAUGUUUCGUUUUAAAAAACAUAAACCGAAAACGGAAAUAAUUUCAUCAUCUCAAGAUGUUACCAGUACCAAAGAUUGCAAAAAAUUAAUAUUGGAUAAUGUGAGAUGGGAGAGGAGACUCCAGAAAGAACUGAUGUCAUUAAUAAAGGAACCUCCACCAGGCGUUCAGGUUGAUACGGAAAGUGUAGGACAAAAUUUGACACAAUGGAAAAUUCAUAUGGCCGGAGUCGCUGGAACGUUAUACGAAGGGGAAAAUUUUCAAUUACUUUUUAAAUUUAACAAUAAAUAUCCUUUCGACUCACCGGAGGUAACAUUCGUAGGUCCUAAUAUUCCCGUUCAUCCGCAUGUUUAUUCAAAUGGCCAUAUCUGCCUGUCUAUCCUAACGGAAGAUUGGACACCCGCACUAUCUGUCCAAUCGGUAUGUCUAAGUAUAUCAUCAAUGCUGAGCAGUUGUCGAGAGAAGAAACGACCACCAGACAAUACGCUUUACGUUAAAACUUGCAAUAAGAAUCCGAAGAAAACAAAAUGGUGGUACCACGACGAUUCCGUAUAAUUUAUGAUAGACAAACGCAAAAUGACAUCAAAAUUCAAUAAUUCAAUUUUCACAUAAUACGCCAAUCAGCAAUUUUCAUGUGUCGAUCCAGAUUGGUUUGAGGAGGCCAUAAAAUACGCGGAUGAUGGAAGAAAAAAUUGGAAAAGCUUCGGAUCGGAAUUUCAAAUUUCUCUUUUCAUUUUUUGUUUGUUUGUUAAAUUGUUUGGUGUUUUUCUAAAAUAUGCGGUGAGAAUGAAGUAGUAGAUGAAAGGCAAACACUUCGUUUAAGUGGAGAAUGAGAAAAGCUACUGUUUUUGCACGUGAAAAUAGCAUCUUAAAAAGGUUGUCAUUAAGAAUUAAGUAGACGCAUGCAGAUAUAAGAAAGUUCCAGCAAUAGGCUUUAACCUGUUACUGACGGCUCGCAUUGGUUAUCGAUAACGGUUUCAGAAAAAUAAACGUCAAGCUAUGACUAAUUGCGGUCUUAUACAGCAAAAAAUUAUGUUCAAAUCAAUGAAGUAAAAGAUUUGAAAUCUUUUGAAAAUACUUAAAUCAAAUGAAGUAAUAGAUCCGAUAGCUGGCCGUCGGUGAGAGGUUAAAACAAACCGAAAAACUUGCAAUCAAUUUCAAUUUCGUAUAUUUACUGGUAAACACAGAAAAAUUAAACUUUAGACCGUGUCAUUGGUCUUAGUACUUAAAACGUAGAGAACGCAACGCAUAACUGUAGGAGGUAUCAUCACCAAUGCUAAUUUAGAUAGUUAACGAAAUUUGAUCAAUUUAAUCUUUGAGGAACGACUUAAUCAUAAGUUAUCGACGGCAAUGAUCUCCGCGGUUAGUGUGGUCGUUAUAUCAAAAAGGAUGUUUUUAAACAAACGAAGUAAAAGAUUUUUUUUUCCCUAUCAAUGAAGUAACAGAUUCAAUUGAUUAUGAUGGCAUUAAGCUUGUCGUUUUUAAAAGAUUUUCAAAAAAAAAUAUUCAGCAGAAAAUUCGAAAAUUCAACUUACAAAACCAAUUGGUAAUUACAUUCCACAUCAAAAAGAAAAAAAAAUAUUUCAAAUUUGGAUAGGACGAAGGUUUUAGUUUUUUGUUUUUAUUUAUUUUUUAUCGAAAAGCGGAAUUAUUUUUAAUUAAA
This is a messenger RNA of Bradysia coprophila, 2216 nucleotides long. RefSeq names its product ubiquitin-conjugating enzyme E2 W. Lineage: Eukaryota; Metazoa; Arthropoda; Insecta; Diptera; Sciaridae. The record is from RefSeq and is a predicted model, not a curated record.